Drosophila serrata is the source of this 1452-nucleotide messenger RNA. RefSeq names its product easter (gene ea). Gene Ontology annotation, molecular function: serine-type endopeptidase activity. Gene Ontology annotation, biological process: proteolysis. The record is from RefSeq and is a predicted model, not a curated record. Lineage: Eukaryota; Metazoa; Arthropoda; Insecta; Diptera; Drosophilidae.
CUUCGCUUCGGUCACUCCGCUGUCCGCUUUGUGGGAAUUCCAAUUUAGUCAUCACAUCUGUAUCGUCCAUAUUAUCGUGCCGUUUAUUUUGAUAACUGCUUCUGCGAUCGAUCUGUGAUACCACAUAGUACCGAGACCAGGCUAAAGACAAACCAAAUACCCACUGACGACGUCUUAAGAAAGGAUUAAGCUUGCGUAACAAAAAUGUUUCAACUAUCAGUUAUCUGCUUCUUUGUGGGAUUUUUGGCGAAAUCAUCGGCGGGCCAGUUCUAUUUCCCCAAUGAGGCGGCUCAGGUGCCAAACUAUGGGCGCUGCGUCACGCCCAACCGGGAGCGGGCACUGUGCAUCCACCUGGAGGAUUGUAAAUACCUUUAUGGCAUUUUGACGACCAGCCCCCUCAGAGACACAGACCGCCUGUACCUUAGCCGCAGCCAGUGCGGCUAUACGAAUGGUAAAGUGCUGAUUUGCUGCCCGGAUCGCUAUAGGGACAGCUCACCGGUCACAGCAAUGCCGACUAGGCCCAAUAUCACCAGCACCAGCCUUCUCCCGCUGCCCGGUCAGUGCGGUAAUAUACUCUCGAACCGGAUUUACGGUGGCGUAAAGACCAAGAUUGACGAGUUCCCUUGGAUGGCUCUGAUCGAGUACACGAAAGCUGAGGGGAAGAAAGGUCAUCACUGCGGCGGCUCCUUGAUCAGCACCCGGUACGUGGUGACCGCCUCUCAUUGUGUCAAUGGAAAAUCACUGCCCACCGAUUGGCGGCUGACGGGAGUACGUCUUGGAGAAUGGGACACCUCCACUGAUCCAGACUGCGAGGUGGAUGUGCGUGGCAUGAAAGACUGCGCGCCCCCGCAUCUGGAUGUGCCCGUGGAACGCACUGUGCCACAUCCCGCCUACAUUCCAGGCUCCAAGAACCAAGUCAACGAUAUCGCACUAUUGCGUCUCGGCAAACAGAUUGAAUACACCGACUUUGUUCGUCCGAUCUGCCUGCCACUGGAUGCGAACCUGCGAGCAGCUACAUUUGAUGGUAUCACCAUGGACGUUGCUGGCUGGGGCAAGACAGAGCAGCAGUCUGCCAGCCCCUUAAAGCUCAAAGCGGCGGUCGAGGGCUUUCGCUUGGAUGAGUGCCAGGGCGUCUACAGUGGCCAGCAGAUUCUACUGGAGGAGACUCAGAUGUGCGCAGGCGGAAAGGAGGGCGUUGACUCCUGUCGCGGAGACUCCGGUGGCCCGCUUAUUGGGCUGGACACUAACAAGGUGAACACGUACUACUUUUUAGCAGGCGUUGUCUCCUUUGGACCAACACCAUGCGGCUUGGCCGGUUGGCCGGGUGUCUACACUCUAGUGGGCAAGUAUGUUGACUGGAUCCAGAACACUAUCGAACCUUGAGUGUAGUGAGGAUUGUAAAUUGAGUUUUUAUUGUAAAUAAAUUGGACCUACAAAUCUGUUUUUCAAUUA